Molecule: messenger RNA, 557 nt
Organism: Quercus lobata
Lineage: Eukaryota; Viridiplantae; Streptophyta; Magnoliopsida; Fagales; Fagaceae
Exons: 3
Coding region: 18-557 (179 amino acids)
Source: RefSeq, a predicted model, not a curated record
ACAAACCAUUGAGUUACAUGUCUCUCUUGUUAAAGAGACAGAGGGAGAUUAAGAGCACAAAUGGUUAUAAUUUUGAGUCAGAUAUGAUAUUCGAUAUUUUGGGAGAAGAACAAGUUGAGGACAAUGAAAUAAGAUUCGUGAUCAUGAAUCAGAUUAAUAAGAUGGCUGAAAAGCUUUACAAAUUUGAUGCUAUUGUCAGGACGGCUACCAUUGCAAUGCAGCAGACUGGGAAGAAAAUUGAGUCAGUAACUGCUUAUGACUACCGAUCAUAUAUGGUGCCCCUGCUGAAGUCAUUCAUGCGGGCACGCCUGGAGGAUCUGGCUUACAAAGAUGCUGAAGAGAAGUCUAAGGCUGCAACAGAAGCAUUGUUGUCAGAACUUGAUCUUAGUGACAAGAAGGGUCCUGACAAAGGAGGUGGUAGGGCAAGACAAAGACAGGGAAAAUCCAAGGAUAAAAAGAAGAAAAAGGAUCACAGAAAGGCAGAGGAACUAAAGGUCUUAGUUAUUGUUCUCUUUCUUUUUUAUGGUAGUUACAGUUGUCUAAAGCUCAAGGUGUAA